AUGCAGAGUCUACUUGAAGCAAGCCGGAAGCGUUUUGAUGCCAAAUUUGAUCGGGCGUUUGAGCUUGGUGCGAAGAACGUCUCGGUAGAUGAACAAGCUUUUGCGAAAGCAGCUCUGUCAAAUAUGCUUGGAAUUAUUGGGUUCUGCUACGGAAGUUCUGUACCUCAGAAACAGAGAAAGAACUCUACCGGACAGGAGGACUUACAAUUCCUGGACGCAGUAGGCCCACUAGCCACCCAUCUCGCGCGUUGUUUCCAAGAGGUUUCUUAUGGGAUGAGGGAAAAGGUUUGCCACGAACGUUACGAAACCAUUUUGCCAUUGGCGGGCUUACUCAAACCCACAGAUCUGCGGAUUGGUGCGAUUUUGGACGCUCUAGAGGACCCAGGACUUUUCAGGGCACGAGCAGGCGUACGCUCACUUUCAAGGAAGGACGAAUGACAUCGUAAAGGAGAUGACUACUGGACAGGUUCAGUGUGGAUGUCCUUCAAUUUCCUCACACUUGCGGCAUUGAGGACGAAGUACUCUAUAGAAGACGGCCCGGAGACGUAGAAUUUUACUGAAACCACUCAAUAUUGGGGUACCUGCUAGGUGAAGAAGAGCCCCACAUUAAAGAGGGGCUCUUCGGGCUAGGGAGGAAUUAGCCCUAGCCCCUCACAGUAUGAAGAAGAAUUAGACGGCCCAUACAAAGAAAGAACGAGCGUCGAAGAUACAAGGGGACGCGCAAUAGUGCUGUUUUUGUUAGUGCCACCCUCGAAUUACUG
Molecule: messenger RNA, 761 nt
Organism: Chondrus crispus (carragheen)
Lineage: Eukaryota; Rhodophyta; Florideophyceae; Gigartinales; Gigartinaceae
Exons: 2
Coding region: 1-438 (145 amino acids)
Biological process (GO): oligosaccharide metabolic process; protein N-linked glycosylation
Cellular component (GO): endoplasmic reticulum membrane
Molecular function (GO): Glc3Man9GlcNAc2 oligosaccharide glucosidase activity
Source: RefSeq, a predicted model, not a curated record